This is a messenger RNA of Austrofundulus limnaeus, 2149 nucleotides long. It is a transcript of the gene aldh6a1, whose product is annotated as aldehyde dehydrogenase 6 family, member A1. Gene Ontology annotation, molecular function: methylmalonate-semialdehyde dehydrogenase (acylating, NAD+) activity. The coding region runs from base 113 to 1690 and encodes 525 amino acids. The transcript has 12 exons. NCBI's taxonomy places the organism in Eukaryota, Metazoa, Chordata, Actinopteri, Cyprinodontiformes, Rivulidae. Gene Ontology annotation, cellular component: mitochondrion. Gene Ontology annotation, biological process: thymine catabolic process; L-valine catabolic process. The record is from RefSeq and is a predicted model, not a curated record.
AGCGCAGCAUUGCAUGCAGCCGACCUGUCUCCUGUCCUUUUGGAGCCGUCCGGAGCUGAAGUUCUUCGUUAGAAGGGCUUUUGGAGCAAUACAAACACGUUGAUAAACCAUAAUGGCAGCAUUACUGUUCCGUCCACUGUUAAACAAGAAGGUUCUCUUCCAGCUGGGUCGCAUGUGUUACUCCUCUUCGGUGCCCACCACCAAGCUAUUUAUUGAUGGAAAGUUUGUUGAGUCCACCUCGUCUGAAUGGCUGGACAUUCACAACCCUGCGACCAAUGAGGUAGUGGGACGCGUUCCCAAAGCCACUCAGGGAGAGAUGCUGGCGGCUGUGGAUUCCUGCUCUAGAGCUUUCCGGUCCUGGUCUGAGACCUCCAUCCUCAGCAGGCAGCAGAUCUUCCUGCGGUACCAGCAGCUUAUUAAGGAUAACAUUAAAGAACUGGCAAAAAUAAUCACCUUGGAGCAAGGCAAGACCCUGGCUGAUGCAGAGGGAGAUGUAUUUAGAGGACUGCAGGUGGUCGAGCACGCCUGCAGCAUCACAUCCUUGAUGCUCGGGGAAACCUUACCCUCCAUCACUAAGGACAUGGACACUCACACCUACCGGCUCCCUCUCGGCGUCUGUGCCGGCAUCGCCCCGUUCAACUUCCCCGCAAUGAUUCCCCUGUGGAUGUUCCCCAUCGCCAUGGUGUGCGGCAACACGUACCUGAUGAAGCCCUCUGAGCGCGUUCCAGGCUGCACCAUGCUUCUGGCUAAAAUGCUGCAGGAUGCUGGGGCCCCAGAUGGUACGCUCAAUAUUAUCCACGGACAGCAUGCAGCUGUGAACUUUAUUUGUGACCAUCCGGCCAUCAAAGCCAUCAGCUUUGUGGGAUCCAACCAGGCAGGAGAGUACAUCUAUGAACGGGGCUCUAAGAAUGGAAAGAGAGUCCAGUCCAACAUGGGAGCCAAGAACCACGGUGUGGUGAUGCCUGAUGCCAACAAAGAGAAUACGAUCAACCAGCUGGUCGGUGCUGCUUUUGGAGCAGCUGGCCAGCGCUGCAUGGCUCUCUCCACUGCUAUUUUUGUUGGGGAGUCUCGUAAAUGGCUGACAGAGCUGGUGGAGCGCUCCAAAUCGCUGCGCGUUAACGCAGGCGAUCAGCCCGGAUCUGAUGUGGGUCCCCUGAUCUCCCCUGAAGCCAAGGCCAAGGUGGAGUCUUUGAUCCAGAGCGGAGUGGACGAAGGCGCUAAGCUGCUGCUCGACGGGAGAAAAGUUCACGUCAAAGGAUAUGAAAAUGGGAACUUUGUAGGACCCACCAUCUUGAGCAACGUUACGCCCAACAUGAAAUGCUACAAGGAGGAGAUCUUUGGACCCGUGCUCGUCGUCCUGGAAGUUGACACUUUAGAUGAAGCCAUCUCGUUAAUCAACAGAAACCCGUACGGCAACGGCACGGCUAUCUUUACYACCAACGGAGCCACAGCUCGCAAAUACACACACGAGGUGGACGUCGGCCAGGUUGGUGUGAAUGUACCCAUCCCCGUCCCCCUMCCCAUGUUCUCUUUCACCGGAUCCAGAGGAUCCUUCAGAGGAGAUACCAACUUCUAUGGCAAGCAGGGCAUUCAGUUCUACACUCAGAUCAAGACUGUCACGUCRCAGUGGAAAGCUGAGGAUGCUACGCUAACAAGCCCAGCAGUUACCAUGCCAACCAUGGGACGCUAAUAUAAAAAAACCCUUUUAUUCUUUUACCUUUAAGAACUUUGGAGAGUUAGAAAGUGGUUCCAUGUCCUUUUUAAUACUCAGAACAUUAAAAAAAUGGAUAUUUGCAAUGCUUAAACAACCAUGUUUAUUCGAUUGUGGAAUAAACACAAGCUACAUCUUUAUUUUCCUUUAGCAAUGCACUUCAUUUCUGCACAAAAACGAUGAUGAGAAUAUCUGUGUUAAAUUGUUGUGUUUUAUACACUAGUUUCCAGGAUUUGUUCUGUGCAGAUUAGGAGUUUAAAAAUGAGUUGUGGUUAGUCGCUGUGCUGCAACAGCACGUCUUCCAGGAGUUUUCUCUGUAGUUUGUGAGCCACUGUGUUCAUCAGAUGUUGGAGUAAACACUUGAAAUGUGAAUGGAACAAAUGAUGCAUCAGAAUGUGAACAUAAACACGUUUUACUACAUUAAAACAGAAAAAAAAA